UUUAUAUGCAUGUAUAUCUCCCAUUCAAAUAAGAAAUUAUCUUCUGCAAAAAUGGGAACUCUUCUUGAAUGAGUGCAAAUGCAUGAACUUAAAACAUUCUCUUCCUUUUUCCAUUCAUUUCUUGAUUAAUUGAAUGAAAUAUGCAAUUCAGUGGUCACUGUCAAGUUUUUGAAGAUCGCAUGCUUCUUUCAUCCAUUGCAGCAUAAACAUCCUCAAAGGUUUCUGUUUACAAACUUAGAGCAUCAAUGGAGGCUAGACUGCGAUCUGCAGACGAUGUACACAAAAGAAAGCUGCAGAAAAUCAAAGUUGAAGAUGUGGUCAAGCCAUUCCAACAACCCUUUCAAGAAAAGAGUACAAGGUUGAAGCUCCAUCACCUCAAACUUCUCUUGUUUGUUUUGGUAAUUGCAACUUUCAUCAUUCUUCUAGCUACCCCAAAUGGUUGUCCCCGCUACACCUCAUCCCAACCUUCCAAUAAGCCUCAUUUGGUGAAAAGGUGGUGGAUUUGGGGGGUUCCAGAUCCCAGAUACAUAUCAGACUUGGUUGUUAACUGGGAUGAGGUGUCCAUUGUUGUCAAUGAAUUAGCAGAAAGCGAGAAGAUCAGAAGAACGGGUCUCCUCAACUUUGAUGAGGAUGAGAUCAGGCAAUGGAAACAGAUGAUUCCAGAAGCUAACCACACAGUCCUGCAUCUUGAUCAUGUCGAACAGAACGUGACUUGGGAGACCUUGUAUCCCGAAUGGAUCGAUGAGGAACAAAUGUAUGAAACACCUAGCUGCCCUUCUCUACCAAAGCUUGAUGUUCCUAGAAAACCGAUCGACUUGAUCGCGGUUAAGCUCCCUUGCAAGGGGAACUGGACUAGAGACGUGGCUAGGCUACACCUGCAGCGUGCGACUGCUGGUUUAGCCUCAUCUGCUAAAGGCACCCGCCCAGUACACUUGCUUUUCCUUACUCGCUGUUUUCCCAUUCCGAAUCUAUUCACUUGUCAGGAGCUUGUUGCACACAAAGGCAGCGUUUGGCUGUACAAACCAAACUUGAAUGUCCUGAGACAGAAGCUCCAGCUCCCAGUAGGAUCCUGUGAACUAGCCCUUCCAUUUGGUGCCACAGGAGUAUUGGGAGAGCCCAAGCGUGAAGCAUAUGCAACGAUCCUACACUCAGCUUACGUAUAUGUGUGUGGAGCCAUAGCUGCAGCAAAGAGCAUCAGAAUGGCGGGAUCAACCCGAGACAUGGUGAUUCUUGUUGAUAACACCAUUAGCGAAUACCACAGAAGUGGACUAGCAGCUGCAGGGUGGCAGGUCCGUACAAUCCAGAGAAUAAGGAACCCUAAAGCAGAGAAAGAUGCAUACAAUGAGUGGAAUUACAGCAAGUUCAGACUAUGGCAACUCACUGAUUACGACAAGAUAAUCUUCAUAGACGCGGAUCUCCUAAUCCUCAGAAACAUGGAUUUUCUCUUCGGGAUGCCUGAGAUUUCUGCCACAGGGAAUAAUGGCACCCUCUUCAACUCUGGAGUGAUGGUGAUAGAGCCUUCCAACUGCACAUUCCAACUCCUCAUGGAUCACAUAAACGAAAUUGAAUCUUACAACGGCGGAGAUCAAGGGUACUUGAACGAAAUAUUCACGUGGUGGCAUCGCAUUCCGAAACACAUGAAUUUUCUGAAACAUUUCUGGAUCGGUGACGAACAGGAUGUCAAGCAGAGGAAAACAGAGCUGUUCGCGGCGGAGCCGCCGGUCCUAUACGCCAUCCACUAUUUGGGAUACAAGCCGUGGCUGUGUUACCGCGACUACGAUUGCAAUUGGAACGUGGACAUUCUGCAGGAAUUCGCGAGCGACGCAGCGCACGACAAGUGGUGGAGAGUGCACGAUAGCAUGGAGGCGGAGCUGCAGGAUUUGUGCCUGCUGAGGUCGAAGCAGAAGGCGCAGUUGGAGUGGGACAGGCGGCAGGCGGCGGCGGCGAAUUACGGUGACGGCCACUGGAAAAUCGAGAUACGAGAUCAGCGGCAGAAGAGGUGUACGGAUAGGCUGUGUGAUUGGAAGAGUAUGUUGAGACAUUGGGGGGAGAAGAACUGGACUUAUAACCCCUACUUCCACCCAUCGCCGCCGCUCGUGAAACUACGGUCCCGUACCAAACCACCACCGGUGUCGUCGUCUUAAUGGUUAUCAGUGAAUGUUCAGAUUUAAAUUAAUGCGUGAUUAUUUUGUUUAUUAAAAUGACGCAGUGCCAUUAAUUUUGCUUCAUUAGCUCUAGGCUAGAUUGUAUCUUCAUCUUCAUUAGGAUUUGAACACUCCACACUAUUGAGUAUUGAGUUAUACCCGAAACAUGCUCUCUCAUUAUGGAUCUUUCAUAUGCAGUUUUUAUUAUUUCCUCCCUUCUUUACAACGUCGCCAAAUUUGAUAUGAACAUGGAAUAAAAAAGUAAAAACAAUGUGAUUACAUACUUAGAUACUUAAAUGAAUAAUUAUAGUUGUAUGGUGUUAUUUUAAAUGUAAAUGAUAAAGUUUUUGGGAUUUCCCUUUAAUAUUUCUAAAAAAGUAACUAGUUUUAAAUUUUGACAAAAAAUGAUUAACAAGGUCAUCAUUAUCGUUCUAGCAUUUUUGCUCAGUGAAACUACCGUCAAUUACGUCAUUGACACCCCGUCGUCGGCCACCAUAGCGACGGAUGUCACCCAACGGUGACCUUCACAAGCCCCCCUCCUCAACCCCUGCAAAAUUGUGCCAACACCACUCAACCCCAGCAACAACUGACUUCGACAACCACAACACGCCUCCAGUCCCUGAAAUUGCGGGAGCCCUACACCGCACAACGCCCCCAAGCUGUGAGUCGCCAGACCCUGUCCUAACCAGUGACCCUUCCCCUGCCUCAAGCCAUGUUGUAACCGGUAACCCUCCCCUGCCCCUCACUAUAAUCGCCGCCCCAUAAAACCUAGCCACCAUACCCACCCACCUAGUCUUCGUCAUCCCAUAGUAGCCCCACCUUGUAACCCUCGACACUGCCCCACUCAUAUAUAACCCUAGUCACCUCUGAGGUGACCUGAAGGCGUGGCGACCGGGAGGUGAAGGCGGUGAUCUGGAACUGAAGUGAAGAUCAGGACACGGUACUAUGGAAUCGGAGAGACGACCUGAGGCAGAGCUAUCUUCAUCUUCAUCUUCGCAACAGCUUUGUCAUUGGAGGUUUGAUCUGAGGUGCAGAGAGAGAUGAUGCUUUGGGAGAGGAAAAGAUUUGGGCGACCGAACA
Molecule: messenger RNA, 3224 nt
Organism: Cuscuta europaea
Lineage: Eukaryota; Viridiplantae; Streptophyta; Magnoliopsida; Solanales; Convolvulaceae
Source: the annotation of a GenBank genome assembly